GCUUUGCCAAAUAAAACUCGGUCGUUUGAUUUCUCCCACAUAACUCGUUCUACCUCUAGUAGGGUUUUGUACUCUCGCCUUUCUUCCUUCCUUCCUUCCGCCAUGGAGGUACAACCCCCGCCCCCUGCUCCGCCGUGUUGGAGCAGCUUACUGAAACAGCAAAGGGAACACAAGCCGCCCCACCAGGACCUCCCUGCCGCCGUCGCAAACAACGCCCAAUAUGUUGGGGUACUGGUCGGGAGCUGCAACUCGUCAAAGGGCAUUGCGGUGGCGGUGGUCGACGCCAACGCCAUAAUCCAGGGCGGGGAAAGGCUCGCCCAUUCCGCUGACCGCUUCGUCUCUAUCGCGGAGGUCAUCAGCGAAAUUCGUGAUCCUGCUUCCCGACACUCCCUCAACUUCCUGCCCUUCACUGUUGAUACUCUGGAGCCCUCUCCUGAUGCCCUCAACAAAGUGAUCAGCUUUGCAAAAGCUACUGGUGACUUGCAAACACUUUCAGAUGUGGAUCUCAAGCUUAUUGCUUUGACUUAUACAUUGGAGGCUCAGAUCCAUGGGACUCAGCAUAUCAGAGAGAGCCCACCUCCUAUUCACACAGUUAAUGUUAAAAGGCUUCCUGAAAAGGACUUGCCUGGUUGGGGUUCUAAUGUCCCUAAUCUUGAGGAGUGGGAAGCACUGGAUCAAGCAGUUGACAGUAGACCAAAUCCUAAAUCGAGAAUUUUACCCAUCAAAGAUUUGAGCUUCGGUAUUAAUUCAACAGAUGAGCAAAGUGUAGAUAAUGGUUCAAGUCGAGAUGGCACGCAAAUUCAGAAUCAGGAGGAUGGUGAUUUUGCUUUUAGGAAGCCCAGGAAAUACUUGCCAAAGAAGACAGAAGUAAAAAUUGAGGGAAAAAAGAUGGUGGCUGAUGGUAUUGAUGCAUCGCAAGGCGCAUUUGAUGAUAAUGCUGGUGAUUGGCGACCUGCGGUGAGUCGAAGUACUCAUAGAAGAUAUCUCAGGAGGAAAGCUAGACGUGAAAUGAAUGAGGCAUCAUCUGAAUUAGGUGAUCAAGAGGGCACAAUUGCUAAUGUGGAAAAUGAAAACCUGGAUGAUGAUCAAUGUCCGGAGCUGGUGUUAGAUGAAAACUUUGAAGACGGGACAAAUGGUAAACUUGAGGGUGGUGAGAUCAGUAACGAGAAGAAUAGGAAUGAAGAUAUCUCUGCAGUUCUGGAUAAGAUGAAACUGGAAGGAGGACCUAUGAUGCCUUCUCAGGAUAUUGAUGAGCUAAAUGUUCCUAUCGAGGAAAACGAAUCCAAUGGUGUCAAGGUGACAGAUUCUGCUUAUGAUGCUCCAAAUAAAGUUGAAUUCACUGAUCAUGAACUGGGGAACACGGAAAUCAUGGGCCAAACUGAUGAAGAUAUAGAUGCAUCACAUAUGGAUGAAAUGAGUAGUGAACAGAGCUGGACACUUAGAUCCUUGUCUGAAUCUAGUGUGGCUUGUGUGACUAGUGACUUUGCCAUGCAAAAUGUGCUUCUUCAGAUGGGUUUACGACUUCUGGCUCCUGGAGGAAUGCAGAUUCGUGAGCUUCACAGGUGGGUGCUGAAAUGCCAUGCUUGCUCUAAGGUGACUACAGAGACCAGCAGAAUUUUCUGUCCCAAAUGUGGGAAUGGGGGCACACUACGUAAGGUUGCUGUUACAGUUAAUGAAAAUGGUGUUGUGUUGGCUGGGCGUCGACCUCGCAUAUCCGUGCGUGGAACAAAGUUCUCACUGCCUUUACCUCAAGGGGGUAGGGAUGCAGUUACCAAGAACCCUAUUUUACGUGAAGAUCAGCUUCCCCAGAAGUAUCUGUACCCGAAAAUAAAGAAAAAAAAUAAGCAGGAAGAUGACUUCUUUGUUCCAGAUAACAUUUUCCGCCAUCACACCGAUAAGAAAGCUCCUCACCAGCCUCCAGUCAGGAAAGCACUGGCUGUUUUCAGUGGAAAACGGAAUCCUAACGACAAUCAUUUUGCGCGUACUAAACAUUAAACAAUGCCAUUCUACUAAAUUAGUUUAUUCACCUUCUGCUAAGUUUCUGUCCAGGAAUUCGUAUUGCUUAAUUCUUAUAGCAUAGAGUGCUAAAUCCUGAGUGAUCCCUUUUUUUCUCAAGUGUAGCUCGGCAGAGGCUUUUUACCUUAUUUGUUUUCCAUUAUAGCAGAGGGUUUGUGUAUUACGAACACUUUAAAUCAAUGUGAUUUGGAAAUUUUGCUUAUAAA
This is a messenger RNA of Sesamum indicum (sesame), 2222 nucleotides long. RefSeq names its product RNA-binding NOB1-like protein. Gene Ontology annotation, molecular function: RNA endonuclease activity. Gene Ontology annotation, biological process: ribosomal small subunit biogenesis; maturation of SSU-rRNA. The record is from RefSeq and is a predicted model, not a curated record. Gene Ontology annotation, cellular component: preribosome, small subunit precursor. Lineage: Eukaryota; Viridiplantae; Streptophyta; Magnoliopsida; Lamiales; Pedaliaceae.